CACCUCAGGCAGUCGGAGCAAGUGUUAGGAGCCAGCCACACAAUCACCUCGUGUCCUCUCGAGUGAAAAUGAACUGGGCUUUUCUUCAGGGCCUCGUCAGUGGCGUCAAUAAGUACUCGACAGCUUUUGGUCGCAUAUGGCUGUCUCUGGUGUUCAUCUUCCGUCUGCUGGUGCUGCUGGUGGCUGCUGAGAAGGUGUGGGGUGACGAGCAGAAGGAGUUCGACUGCAACACCAGAGAGCCAGGCUGCCACAAUGUCUGCUAUGACCAUUUCUUUCCCAUAUCUCCCUCUCGUCUGUGGGCACUCCAGCUCAUCUUCGUCACGUGCCCUUCACUCCUGGUGGUCCUGCAUGUAGCGUACAGGGAUGAUCGUGAGCGGAAGCACCAGCUGAAGUAUGGAGAGGGCUGUGCUCAUCUGUACACAGACACCAGCAAGAAGCGAGGGGGACUGUGGUGGACAUAUCUCUUCAGCCUCAUAUUCAAGAUGGCAGUGGACGCCAUAUUCAUCUUUCUUGUGUUCUACAUUUACGAGGCCACCUUUUUUCCUUUGCUGGUGAGAUGCCAAGAGGCUCCCUGUCCUCAGGUGACUGACUGCUACAUCAGUCGGUCUACAGAGAAGCGCAUAUUCACCAUCUUCCUAGUGGUGGUCAGCUUGAUCUGUAUCCUGGUGUCCCUUUGUGAGACACUGUAUCUCAUUUUUAAGCGCUGCCAUGAAUGCGCCGUCUCGCACAAACUCAACAAACGUGAGAGACAUUUUGCGACAAUCUCUUCUCAGUCUAGCAAACAUAAUCAGGAUAAGAUGGCAGAGGAGGCAAUGUUCAACAAAACUAACAGUCAUCCUCCAGCCAAGGACAUUAGUGCUCCUGCGUACAGCUUAGCCAUCUCCUAAAUGAUCAGCAAAGAUGAACAAAUACAUGGUUUAUUGAAUAUUAUAUUUAUCAAUGUCAUCACUAGCAAUUUAUGUAAAAUUACUUGUUUUUUUUUUUGUCUAAUGUAAUGUAGAGGACGAGUAUGAGAGUGUAUUUCUGUCCCAUUUCUUAAGCUUGCUUUACUUUUUUAUGUUCUAGAUUGUUGUAUUAAAAAACAUAAUCAUUAAAUGGCUUGGUACUGAUUUUGUAUUUGAUGUCUUCUUAUAUUAUACUAUUUAUGGAACCACUGUAAUAAAACUGAGCUCAGGCUACUGUUUGUGUGGAGCUUCACAUGUUCUCACUGUGACCAUGUGGUUUUCCUCCGGAUUCUCCAGUUUUCUCCCACUGUCCAAAAACAUGCUGGUAGGCAGAUUGGCUAUGCUAAAAUUGCUCCUAGUUGUGACUGAGUGUGCCCUGCAAUGAACUGGCGUCCCAUCCAGGGUGAAUUCUCCUGCUUCACACCCAGUGUUCCUGGGACACUGCCUCCAGAUCCACCACAACCCUGACCAGGAUAAAGUAAUUGUUGUAUAAGAUGUAUAAAUUAACUAAUGUAAU
Messenger RNA from Pangasianodon hypophthalmus (striped catfish), 1461 nucleotides. RefSeq names its product gap junction beta-4 protein. Lineage: Eukaryota; Metazoa; Chordata; Actinopteri; Siluriformes; Pangasiidae. The transcript has a single exon. The coding region runs from base 69 to 887 and encodes 272 amino acids. Gene Ontology annotation, biological process: cell communication. Gene Ontology annotation, cellular component: connexin complex. The record is from RefSeq and is a predicted model, not a curated record.